UGACGUGACUCCCGAAACUCGGGACAGCAUGCCUAUACAGCUGAACUGUUCACCAGACACACAAAUGUCGUCUCGUGUAGCCUAGAUAUCCUCCAGUUACUUUCUACACGUUUUAGUCCCACGCCCCUUUGUCCUCCGUGGCUUGUGGUGGGCAUGUACUCGCAUGCAAUUUACCUGCACAGGACCAGUUAUGAAAGCAAGCAGAUGUUUUGACCGAUAACUCCAAACUAUCAUCUCGAAAGGAUUGAAAUGCAUACCGUACACGUCUACAUUGUUCUGUGAACAGGCCAGUGGCUGAACACAGGAGACCUGAUAAGUCUGGACACACCCUCGAGAGAACAAUUAAAUGAGAUAAGAGACAGGAGAGGAAGAAAGAGAGGAAACAAUGAAGUGAACAACUUUGGUGUAUUUGGUUUUCUUCUGCUGUGCUAUGCUGUGGCAGGGAGAUGGUGUUGCAGUAGGGUGGACACCCUAAGAGCAGGACACGUGCAGACCAAGAUCAACAGCAACAGGAUUUACAGGUUUCUGAGGGAUGUGUGGGUAGCUGGGUCAAGAAGGAUAGCCUCCACCCACCCACCUAUCCACCCAGGACAAUGGAGCUAUACCUGAGGGGUUCAGGUGUGCUUAGGGCCCAAUGGAGACUCUUAAGAGCUGUCAGAGAGCCGACCAACCAGCACGCCAGGUGCUUCUGUUCCAGCAGCUCAGAGACAGACCCCAUAGAGACCCAUAAGAGGAAGCUGGUGUUAUGGUUCAGCCACCUUCCCCAGGAGGAGAAGCAGUUUGGGGGCUAUUUCACCCCAGAGACCAUGCACGUCGACCCCCUGAUCCUGGAGAGACUCCCAGAGGAGUGUCGACCCCCCCUCAGCUUCCCCGGCCCGUCCGCGGCCCCCCCCAGCCCCUCUGUCACCGUGGAGCAGCUGUUCGAGGGGGUAGGGGGCCAGGAACGGGGGCUGAACGUGAUUCUCUAUGGGGCGGUGGGGACCGGGAAGAGCACCGUGGUCCGCAAGCUGGUUCUGGACUGGUGCGCCGGUACCAGCCUGACCCAAUUCAGGCUGGUGGUGCCGUUCUCCUGCGAGGACCUGUCUCAGCUGGGCCGGGCGUGUUCUCUGAGGGACCUGGUGGGCAGGAAGUACCUGCACCUGAAGAAGACCCCCCUGCUGAGCGGAGAGGGGAGCCAGGCCCAAGAUGUCCUCUUCCUGUUCAACGGCAUGGAGAAAAUGAAGCUGGACUUCCGUAUCGGUUCCAACGAGCUGUGCAGCGACCCCAACGAGCCGCAGCCGUCAGGGGCUGUGGUGGUCAACCUGCUGCGCAAGUACCUGCUGCCUGAGGCCAGCGUCUUGGUGACCACCCGCCUGUCUGCUCUGGACCGCAUCCCCAAGAAGUACGUGAGCCGCUACGCCCAGAUCUGUGGCUUCAGGGACCCCGAGCGCCAGCGGGCCUACUUCACCAGCCGGCUGCUGCAGCAGAGCCAAGAGGCGAACCAGGGCGAUGGGCCGGGGCCGGGGCCGGACAGUGAGGCACAGGCCCUCAUCCAGCUUCUGUACCUCAACCUGCAGAGAGAGAGCCAGCUAGCAGCUGCCUGCUUCCUGCCCUCCUACUGCUGGCUCACCUGCGCCACGCUCCACUUCCUGCACUUCACGGACGCCAGUGCGCCCAUCCGCACGCUCACCGGCAUCUACACCAGCUUCCUCAGGCUGAACUUCGGCGGGGAGGUGCUGCACGUGGGCCGCGGGAGCGAGUCCUCCCAGGAGCAGCAGGACUCCUUGAUGCUGUACGUGGUCCGCACCGUGGGCAAGAUGGCGUUCGACGGCGUGUCCAAGAAACGCACGUCCUUCUCGGAGGGGGAGCUGGAGCAGUGGGUGGGCGGCAAGACCAAGACGGACGAGGAGCUGCAGCAGCUGGCCGUGUUCCGCACCGACGUCCUGGACUUCUUCCUCGUUCCCUGCGUGGCGUCGGGCGCGGCGGACCCGGGCGAGGAGAAACGCUACGUGUUUGCGGUACCGGCCAUGCAGGAGUACCUGGCAGCUCUGUAUGUGGUCCUGGGGGAGAACAAGACCGCCCUGGAGAAGGUGACCAAGCAGGUGUCGGAGGCCAUAGGCCAGGCCGGCGAGGACGUCAACGCUCUGUUCAACAUCCUGUCCAAGUUCAUCCCGCUCCGCAUCUUUGCCAUCUUCAACCUGCUCAAGCUCUUCCCCCGGCUGUUUGAGCGCGUCAGUAACCUCAGCAAGGGCCACAUCGCUCGGACGCUGGCCGAAGAGAUGUUCCGUACCGAGGACAGCUUCAACGAAGACGUGCUGGACCAGGUGGAGCAGAGCCUGCUGGGAGUCCAUGGCCCCCAGCCUCGUCACCGGGACGACAGGAAGGCCUUGGAGCUCUACCCCAUCUUCAUGGGCGGGCUGUUGCAUUAUGGAAACCGUGUGCUGCUGCAGCAGCUGGGUUGCAACAUCAAGAGCACCACAGUGUCACAGAUCACGCACACACUCAGGAAGUACCUGGUCCGGGAGAUCUCCAAACAGCAGCCCCCCGAGGAGCUGAUGGACCUGCUGGUGCUGCUGUAUGAGUUCCAGAACCCCCGGCUCACGGCCGAGGUCAUCUCCUCCGUACGGACCGUCCGGCUGUCCAACGUGCGCAUGACACCCCUCAAGUGCUUUGUACUGAACUCUGUGCUCGACUGCGCCCCACCCAGCUUCCUGCUGGACACCCUGGACCUGUCUUCCUGUCACCUGACCCACAACCUGCUGAAGAUGCUCUGGCCAGCCUUCAAACAGACUCAACACCUCAAUCUCCAGUUUAACAGCCUGGGUCCUGACUCCUGCGUGCUACUGAGGGAUCUGCUACUAGACCCUGACAGCUGUGUUAGAUCACUACAGCUGUGUGAUAACCCGCUGCUGGAGUCUGGGGCCUCCUGCCUCCUGGAGGCCCUGUCGGGGAACCACUCCCUCCAGAAGCUGUCCCUGAUGCACACGGGCCUGGGGGACCGGGGGGCUCUGGAGCUGGCUGGGAUGCUGCCCAAACACACCCGACUGCAGGAGCUCAACGUGGCCUACAACAACAUAGGGGACAACGCUGCUCUCAACCUGGUGGACGCCUGCAGAGAACACCCCAGCAUUCACACAGUACACCUGUACCUGAACCCUCUGAGUGACGGAGGGAAGCAGUCUCUGUACGUCCGGGGCGGAGACGCAGCCGGGGCCGUCGCCCGCCACGUCAAGGUCCUCGCCUCGGUGACAGAGGGAGCGGACCUCUCUGAGGACUGGCACCCCAUCCUGGCCGUCAUCCGUGAGAACGCGUCGUCGUGGGAUCGGGGCCGCGUGCGGGAUCAGCUGCAGGUGUUCCUGAAGGAUCUGGAAUGGGGGCGGAGACAGCAGAGCAGCUUCCUGAAGAGACUGCACUUCCUGCGUGUCGAGAGAGGCAUUAGACAGACCCUGCGCAUGCUGGACAAGGACAUGCCCCCUGCCAAGUAGCGCAAAAGACCAAGUGUGUGUUUCUAAGGAACAGACUAAUCCUGUGUUUCUUGGAGUGUAUGCUGACUAUAAAGACCACAACAAAGCAGUGUAUGUGUUACUUUGAUAUGUGUGGAAAGAGCCAGGCUAAGAAUAUGGAGUUUUACUGGAAAUUUAGCAGACUCUUAAAAAGAAAAGAUGUUAUGGUGUUUCGUGAGUAACUUUUUGGUCCUAGUCUUCCAGUGUUCAGACAUAAGCAUGAGGUAGUGAUAGGAUUCAGACUAACAAGGAAAGCUUCCAUAUCUAUGCAAAUGGAGCAGAGGUUAUUGUUUGAGAAUGCAAGUGCCUACUGUCCUUUUAGUCCUUGUCCUGUCUCUGUAUGUGUGAAUACGCACGUUGAUAUUAUAUGCAGACAUUGUUAGUGUCAUGUAUGAACUUUGUGCAUGUUUUUACAUGUGAUUUCUCAGAUUUUAUGUGAAUUGAACAUUUAUUAAUUGUUAAUAUUGAUAAGGGACUUAACAAAAAACUAUAUUUUUCUCGGUAGACUUAUUGAAGAGAUUACAUUAAGGUAUUGGAUCAAACUGCCUCAUCAUGCUUUUGUGUUGUUCUUCAGAAUAUACUUCCUAUGUGGAGUCCUUUACUUCCUGGAGGGCAGCUCAGGCUUAACUCAGCCCAGAUCAAGCCAUAACUGUAUUUCCCCUGACUAACUAGUACUGUAGAUGUUUAAUGAGCAUCCCAAGCAAAAUGCUGGCUUUGUGUAGGUUCUGAGAAAUGAAUGUAUUGAUUCUUCAUAAGAACCUAUGAAUAAUUAAAAGCCAGUU
Osmerus eperlanus (European smelt) is the source of this 4264-nucleotide messenger RNA. RefSeq names its product NLR family member X1 (gene nlrx1). Gene Ontology annotation, molecular function: protein binding. Gene Ontology annotation, biological process: negative regulation of canonical NF-kappaB signal transduction. The record is from RefSeq and is a predicted model, not a curated record. Lineage: Eukaryota; Metazoa; Chordata; Actinopteri; Osmeriformes; Osmeridae. The transcript is spliced from 11 exons. Gene Ontology annotation, cellular component: mitochondrion. Bases 594 to 3464 code for a protein of 956 amino acids.